CACGCAUCGCAUCUGCAGAACAUCAGUACCUGCAGCCGCCAUGUCUUCCGAGCCCAUCGCCGGUGACUUUGAUCAUCCCAACCAGCAACUCCGCCGAUCGGUUAUCAUUGCCUUGCCGUUUGCCUUCGCUCUCUCCACGAUUGCGGUGGUGCUGCGCCUCGUUGCACGCCGAAUCACGGGCACGCGGCUGUACCUGGACGACUAUCUGAUCCUCGUGGCUCUGCUCUUCAAAUAUGGCUGUUCCAUCGGGGUGGUUAUCUUGCUCUGGAAUGGGAUGGGGUCCCAUAUCACCAUGAUUCCCCAGAAGAACCUGGACGUCUAUUUCAAGAUCGGCUGGUCCAAUGGCUUCGUCUACCCCUUGUGUGUCGCCUUUAUCAAGCUCUCCAUCCUGGCAUCCUACAAGCGGCUCUUCGCCGCCCGCAGCAUGUCCCGCGCGGUGAACCUGGUCGCCCUCGUCGUGAUUCUCUGGGCGAUCAUCGUCAGCCUAGUCGGGACCUUCCUGUGCCUCCCCGUCGCCAAGUUCUGGCAUCGCGCCCUGCCCGGACGCUGCCUGGACGCAACGAGCUUCUACUACGGCCAGCAGAUCCCCAACAUCGUGACCGAUCUGAUCCUCCUCCUUCUCCCGCUGAAGAGUGUGUGGGCCCUGCCCAUCUCCAAGACCCAACGCGUCCUCCUCUCGGGGGUGUUCCUCGUGGGCAUUCUAACCCUCGCCUUCGAUAUCGUCCGCUUGAUCGCCAUGAUCCAUGUGACGCAGAUCGGCCCGGACAUCACCUACAACCAAGCCCCCAUGGCAGUGUGGACCUGCACCGAAGCUGCGGUAGGUAUCAUCGCCGCCUGUCUUUCGCAUCUACGCCCGCUCUUCCAUCUCGCCAGCCCGCGCCGGCUCGUCCGCCGUCCCAGCCCGGACAUGCGCAAACGCCAGCUCAAUCCACCCCCGGAGGAAGGCUUCUCCACCGACGAUACGCUCUUCGACCCGUGGGGCACGCAGCACAGUGGGUUUACAGGUCACAGUGUGUGUGUAGAGCUGGGCAAGUAGUUCUGCAGGGACCGACGUCGAGAGACCUGCCGGUGAGAGGGUGCCGGCAGGGGUUGAGUUGCCGUGCUAUUAGUGUAUAUACCUACCAUUCGUG
Molecule: messenger RNA, 1130 nt
Organism: Aspergillus saccharolyticus JOP 1030-1
Lineage: Eukaryota; Fungi; Ascomycota; Eurotiomycetes; Eurotiales; Aspergillaceae
Product: putative integral membrane protein Pth11-like
Exons: 6
Coding region: 41-1036 (331 amino acids)
Source: RefSeq, a predicted model, not a curated record